UGUUUUGAAGUCAUGGCUAAUGUCAACAUCACCCGAGAUAUCCUGCACAGACAGAUCCAGGACAAGAGAGCUUCUGGCUUUCAACGAUUCCAUCAUGUGACAGACCCCUUUAUCAAAAGACUUGGCCUGGAGGCUGAGCUUCAGGGCCACACAGGCUGCGUGAACUGUUUGGAAUGGAAUGAAAAUGGAGAUCUGCUGGCCUCCGGAUCUGAUGAUCAACAUGCAAUCAUAUGGGAUCCAUUCAGACUCAAGAAGCUAACUACUAUGCACACAGGACAUUCAGCAAACAUAUUCUCUGUAAAGUUCCUCCCUCAUUCUGGAGACAGAAUUUUGGUAACUGGUGCGGCAGACACUAAGGUCCAUGUGCAUGACCUGACUGUGAAGGAAACCAUCCAUAUGUUUUCUGAUCAUACCAACAGGGUAAAACGCAUUGCCACAGCGCCUAUGUGGCCCAACACCUUCUGGAGUGCCGCUGAGGAUGGUAUCAUCAGGCAAUAUGACUUACGAGAGAGCAGUAAACGCUCCGAGGUCAUUAUUGACUUGACAAAGUUCUGUGGUCAACUAGCGGAAGCCAAGUGUUUGGCUAUUAACCCGCGGGACAACAACUACAUGGCUGUUGGGGCUAAUUGUCCCUUUGUACGUCUCUAUGACAUCCGUAUGAUUCAGAACUGUAGGAAAUCAAUAAAAAAAUUCAAGGCAUCUGCAGCGCGUACAUUCUUAGAAAAUCAAUAUCCCAUUCCAGAUGGCGCUGUGCAGUAUUAUGUUGCAGGUCACCUGCCAGGGAAACUGAGAGACUACACUAGCCGCUUGAGGGUCUUGGUUUCCACUUAUGUCACUUUCAGUCCAGAUGGAACUGAGUUACUUGUCAACAUGGGAGGAGAACAGGUGUAUUUGUUUGACCUGACUAGUAGACAAAAGCCGUACACAUUGCUGCUUCCACAAACGUGGCACUCAUCAACCGAAGAUUUAGAGAAUGAGGAAACAGCCAACGGAAUCGCCAAUGGAAUUCAUUUUCCAGCUAGCCAUGUACGAUAUUCCCAAAGCAACAUGCAACUAAGCGCAACUGAGCUACCUCCACAUUUGGAAAAGAUCAAACAACAAGCAAACGAUGCGUUUGCGCGACAACAUUGGACGCAGGCUAUUCAACUGUACUCUUUAGGAAUUCAUCAAUCCAGCAGCAACGCUGUACUUUAUGGAAAUCGGGCUGCAGCCUACAUGAAGCGGAAAUGGGAUGGGGAUCACUAUGACGCUCUAAAGGACUGUCUGAAAGCACUUACUAUAAAUCCAGAACAUUUGAAGGCUCAUUUCAGGCUUGCGAGGUGUCUGUUUGAGCUCAAGUAUGUGUCUAAAGCAGUGCAGUGCCUCGAUGAUUUCAAAGAAAAGUUCCCGGACCAGGCGCACAGCAGUGCUUGUGACGCAUUGGAUAAAGAUAUUAAGGCCUUUUACACAGAGAUGGUAACAGCAGAAGAUAAGUUCGACAACUCCAGCCGAUUCCAUUUAUAUAAUCGUUAUGAGCCCAUCCUUAAGGAUGAAGUGCAUUUUCGAGAGCAAAGUUUAGACUACAAGCGCAGAUACUGUGGUCACUGCAACACAACCACGGAUAUUAAAGAAGCCAACUUCUUUGGAAGCAAAGGCCAAUACAUAAUCAGCGGGUCAGACGAUGGUUCGUUCUUUAUAUGGGAAAAGGAGACAACAAAUCUGGUGCGUAUCAUGCAGGGAGACAACUCGAUAGUCAACUGUUUGCAGCCCCACCCCAGCUACUGUUCACUGGCAUCAAGUGGUAUUGACCCAGUGGUCCGAUUAUGGAACCCCAGACCAGAGACCGAGGGUGUAAAUGGCCGUGUAGUAGAGGACAUGGAAGGCGCUGCUCAGGCCAACCAGCGGCGAAUGAAUGCGGAUCCUUUGGAGGUUAUGCUCCAAAACAUGGGCUAUCAUUUCACAGGAUUGCGUAGCGUAGGCCCGGAGGGUUCCGAUGACGAGGACAGCUCGGAUGGACAUGUGCAAUGUAGACCAAGUUAA
Nerophis lumbriciformis (worm pipefish) is the source of this 2019-nucleotide messenger RNA. The record is from RefSeq and is a predicted model, not a curated record. NCBI's taxonomy places the organism in Eukaryota, Metazoa, Chordata, Actinopteri, Syngnathiformes, Syngnathidae.